Messenger RNA from Cloeon dipterum, 2291 nucleotides. RefSeq names its product coiled-coil domain-containing protein 112-like. The record is from RefSeq and is a predicted model, not a curated record. NCBI's taxonomy places the organism in Eukaryota, Metazoa, Arthropoda, Insecta, Ephemeroptera, Baetidae. The transcript has 10 exons. Bases 217 to 1614 code for a protein of 465 amino acids.
AGAAGCCUGCCACAACAAUUACCAUCUGACAUGUUAGUUACGCAGCAAAUGAAUCAGCCAAGCGGAACAGAAGGAAUCAUGGAAACUACCCCUAAUUCAUAGCAACCCCAGCAUAAAGGGGAGACGAGCCGUCGUUUGUUUGGCACCAUUCGGCAGUCCAGCGUGAUUCCCCCUUGCCAGUCAUUUACCGUGGUUAGACUUUUUGCAUUUGGCACGAUGACAAGCAGCAAAAAGGAUGCCGGGUGCCGAAAUGCUAAGGAGAAGCUAGCCAAGCUGAGGACCGAGGAGUCGGUGAUCAUGAGGAGCUGCAGGUCUUCGAUAAACGCGAUCAGAAUGUGCGACCAGCGAUUGGCCAACGAUAUCAACAUCGUCACGAGAGAGCUCGAGGAGACUAGAAAGCAUGAAAAGAUGAAAAUCAACCAGGAUAUUUCCGACAUAUUUGAAGAGCUGGUUGCAGUGCAAAACGUAAUAAAAAAGGACGAAAGCUUACUUGAUUUCAAUCCUAAAUCUUGUAAAGAGAAGCUAAUGCAGCUACAGAGUAGAAUUCUUCAAACACGAGACUACCUGGAGAAGGAGAUUUUCAUUCUGAAGAAUGAAGAGAAAACGUUAUACGACGAGGUCUGUUUGGCGCAGCAGCGAAUAGAAGACUACUCAAAAUACGAUUUAUUACCCACAAGUCAUUACAAAUUUGUGAACGCCAAAGUCACUAAGCAGAUCAAAAAUUUCAACACCACUAAAGAUGAGGAUAUUCAAAAUUAUGAGAAAUUUGUGGAAAUUCAUGGACACUGCGGAGGCUGGGACGAGCAGGACCAUUUGCUGUUCCUCAGGGCAAGAAAAAAGUUGACAAAGCAAAAGGACCACGAGAAACUUUAUUCAAUGCUGACGGCUCAGUUGCCUGAUUUGACGUCGAAGAAAAUCAUGCAGCAUGUGCAAUGGUUCGAAGAAUACGAGACAUUAAGAGAGAAAAACAAGCUUGCGAUUCAAAGGUGGAAAGAGUCCAAGUUGAAAGAAAAGGAAAGGCGACGAUCAAGCGAGAGGAAGGGUUCAAUUGGCUCGUUGGACACUAAUGUCGAAAACGAGCUGAGGAAACAGGAAAUCGCUUCGUGGAAGAAGAAAAAAGAGCAAGAGAAGGAGGAACAGGAGAAGAGGCUGCAAGAAAAGAAGGAAGCCGAGCGGCUGCAGGAAAAAUUGAAGAGGAACAAACACGAAAAGGCGAGAGAAAAGAUCGAGAUUAUGAAGCAGGAGAGGCAGAGGUGCGAGGAAAGCGCCAAAGCAGAGCAGAAACUGUUGGAGGCAGAGAUCAGGAGGGAAAGGGCGGAAGAAGCUAGAAAAAUGAUAAGAACCUACAGGAAAAUGGACGAGAUGCACAUUGAAAAGCUCAAGUUGCUGCGACUGACAAGACAAGACAAACGUGAGCCGUUGCAGUUGCCAGCACCCCGCCUGUCCGCACCGCGCAACCCCGACCGACUGCUGCAGAUGACGCAAGUGUGGCGAGCCAAGUGCAAAAUCGACGAGAUGGAAAGCAGGGGCAAAUUUCCUCAACCAACUCUGCACGUCCGCAACAUUCCACAUUUGAAAGUUCCAGAGUGGAGGAGAGGAAUGAGUGUAACGUAGUUGUGAGUUUACCAAUUUUUUUGGCUUUUAUUUGAUACGGCGCGUAAAUCGCACAAAGCAGUUGAUGGGCCUACAACAUAGGGAUCUGCUUCUUUGUAGAAAAUUUGCCAGGAAGGCACUCGAUCUAAAACUUCGUUUCCUCAACACAAUAACAAUCAAACAAAACUCAACAAACGCUAGUUUGAUUUUCCUCUAUAUUUGAAAGAGAUAAAACAAUUAAAUAACUGAGCACAGCGUGAAUAUGAAAAGAGACAGGAGUCGGUUUCUUGACUGGCGAAAGGCUUUGAUGAAUGCAAUCACAAAAUGGCACUAAACUUUGCUUGCAAGUCUCGCGAAUGGAAAGUUUGUAGCAUGUAAUCAUAAAAUUUGGAAAGAUUAGGAGGGAACGUGACAGGUGGGAAGAGGCAACCGACGGCCGACUUAUCUGUUCACUGGACUUUGCUUUUUGCAGGAACGGACACGCGCGCCACCAGACCGUAGAAAAGGGAGAAGUUCUGCAAAGAGAGAAAAAUGAUAAGGAAAAGUGAAACAUUUCACGUUUAUUCAGCACUGACCUGUAUACAAAGAUAACUGAGGCCGAGGUAGGCGACAAUGGCGAACGUGAGGAAUAAGUCAAACACGGCCGGCUUGACACUGUAAACAUUCACAGUGGCUUUGGUCACGUCAUAAAAAGAAAA